AUGCCAGGUGAAGCAAAUUUAUAUAGAGCAGAAUUUUUGAGUGUAGAGACACUCCGACCCCCCACGUACUUCACAUCCUUUGAUACAGCCGCACCCUGUCAUUUCUCCGUUGCAAAGACCGGAUCAAUUGCCGCUGCAGAAGACACUGUAUCGUAUGCCCCGAAAGGAUCGUCGUCUCUACCAACAGCAGGGUUUCUUGGGAUUCCAGCCGAGAAUGCCGUGACAUUUUGUGCGGCUUUGGUCUGCCGACCAUCAGCAGCAUCAAGGAACAGAAAAAGAACACAAAUGACUUUUUUGUUGCGGCAGCCAGUGAGGGUUCUGGGACUUCAAGGGUUCAAAACCGAUGCUUGCACCAGAAAGACAUCGGCCUUAGACUCUGCCGCAGAUGCGCCACCAGCAACACCAUCUGGUACGCCGAUGGCAGCAUCGGAGGAGCCAUGCAUGCUUUUGCUUGACAGGGUUUUCCGAUAUCAGGACGUAGAGGCCGCGGCGCAGUUGUUGCGGCACUGGGAGCAGCAGCGAGACACAUUGCUGCUUACCAGCUGGGAAAGCUGGGCUGCUGCAGUUAAGGUUUCAGUUCAACAGCUGCAGCAAGUAGUCCUCCUGGUUCACGGCGCUGCACCACCCGCCAAAGAGCAGCGUUGCACUCAACAGAAGCCGGAUGCUGCUGAUAUACGGGUUAAGCAGAGUGCCUCACACUCAGAUGCUGCUCCUUCUGACACAGAGGGAAACAAAAUGACCACCGGCAGCUAUAGCUGUGCCGGUGGAGUGUUGUCUGCUGCCGCCUAUGAAGUGCUGCUACAGCUGGUACGGUGUGAGGCCGCGUUAGUGUUAAAGGGCCCCCAAAGCCCCGAUUUGCUGCAUCUGCACCGCCCUCCGUCUGUUAAGGAAUGGGCCGCUGCUGCUGCUGCAGACACGGAAGCACAAGCCGCGGCAAAAGUGGCUGUGGCCAUUAGCCGGUCACCUGACCAGAGAAACACAGGCAUAUCCCUCGCAGCACCAUCAGAACAAAACAUACUAGGUGAAAAUGCAUCGCUAGAUAUACGCGCAUGGCGUGACCUCACGGCAACCGAGAGGCAACCACGCGCUGCACUUCAGGAGCAGUUGCGUGCACUGCAUUCCCUUGUGUCUUGGCAGCAGCAGCAUCUGGCGGCCUCUGCAGCCUCUGUUGUGCGACGCUUUCGGAGCACCACCUCAUCUUGGCAAGAAAAGCGGCUAGCAGCAGCUGGCACGUCAGAUGCAGCAGCUGCAACAACAGGAGUUCCCAAGACGGGGGAUCUCCUACUGGUGGCUUUAAGGCACGCACGCGAAGGUCUAAAAAAGCAUGCCCUCGACGCCGUGCACUCACGGCAUCUUGCUGCUACUGGUACAUCUGCAGCGGCAGAAUUUCACAGGCACUCAGGGAACCGCAGCACAAGGAGCAGCAGCAGCGGCGCAGUGCCCACGUGGGUGAUGUACUGGGGCUGGAUGCAACAUGGAAUGGUGCAAUGGAGCCGUAUGCAGCGUUUGCCUUACGAGAUUCCACAGAGCUGGUGGUCGACCGCCACGGCCUUGAGAAAGCUGCGCAACAAGCAGGAAGGCGCAGAGUUGCAGCAGCAAUUGCAGCAGCAGCAUCCCGAGCGUCAAUUCACUGCGAUGGGAAUGCAGCGUGAAGAACAGAACAUCAAGCAACAGUGCAAGGAGCUGUCCAUUACACCACAAAAACUGAGAGCGGUGCAGAUCGCCACCAGCAGGCCCAUCAGCACGGAAGCGGAAAUCAUGGGACGCACACCAGACAAAGGCACGCGCGACCGCGUAGGAGAGCUGUUGGUGGCUGAGGAUUCGACACAGGACCAGGACCAGCAGCAGGAGCUCCUGCACGCAGCAGCCGCGGAGGUUUGGAGGUUUGCUGCUGCCAAUUUGGAACCGGAAGAGUUUGAAGAAUUGCAAAAAGCAGCCUGCAGUCCCGUGGCACACGAGCUCUUUCACCGAGAUCCCCUGCUGCAAAAGUCUGUGCAGCGGUUGAAGGAGGCCGAGCUAAGUGAGCUAGUGCAGCAGCUACCGGAGGACAAACGAGCGAAUGCCACCGAGGAUUCGCACAUGCAGCAGCAGCUAUUGGUUAAUCAAAGUCAUCUUUUACGUAUUGUGCGGGAUGCUUGCUCAGAAUAA
Messenger RNA from Cyclospora cayetanensis, 2148 nucleotides. RefSeq lists its product as uncharacterized. The coding region runs from base 1 to 2148 and encodes 715 amino acids. The record is from RefSeq and is a predicted model, not a curated record. Lineage: Eukaryota; Apicomplexa; Conoidasida; Eucoccidiorida; Eimeriidae. The transcript has 4 exons.